CACCAUUUUCGAAUUUGGCGGCAUCAAAAGAAGGAAGACAACGAGGAUGGCGCACAAGGUGGUUGAAGUGAACGCGGUUGAUGCGUGCUUGGGGGCUGCUGAGGCAGCCACGAAGGACGGCAAGCUUGCAGUGGUCCUGUGCACGGGCGACGACGACGAGUCCGGCUCCAGCUGGUGCCCAGACUGCGUUGCAGCCAAGCCCGUGGUGGACAAGGUGCUGAAGGAGCACGGCGGUGACCACGUGGUGCUGGUUGUGUGCAAGGUGGGCGACCGCACGACCUGGAAGGACCCCAACAACGCCUUCCGCACCCACGACAAGUUCCGCCUCAAGUCGAUCCCAACCCUCUUUGCGUGGGGCACGCCCAAGCGCCUUGUCGAGGCCGAGUGCAGCGACGAGGGCAAGGUUGAGCUUCUCUUCGAGGACUAAGCAGUCCACGCACAUACACCGGAAUUGCGAGACAGAAGGAGGGGGAGGAGGGAGGAGGAGGUGCGGACCCCUACUGUGUUUGUGUGGGUGUUGUGGUUCUGGGCUCAUCUGCUCCACGUUGGGUGAUUGACGCUUGAUUCGUCGAGACGUGGCUUCAUACCGCUUCGUGUGCAACGUGGAUGGGUGCUUAUUUUCGUGUCGUGUGAGCACUCCAAGUAAACACACACAAACAGAUA
Messenger RNA from Salpingoeca rosetta, 663 nucleotides. RefSeq names its product thioredoxin domain-containing protein 17. Bases 47 to 427 code for a protein of 126 amino acids. NCBI's taxonomy places the organism in Eukaryota, Choanoflagellata, Craspedida, Salpingoecidae. The record is from RefSeq and is a predicted model, not a curated record. Gene Ontology annotation, molecular function: protein-disulfide reductase [NAD(P)H] activity. Gene Ontology annotation, cellular component: cytosol. The transcript has 2 exons.